Molecule: messenger RNA, 2298 nt
Organism: Purpureocillium takamizusanense
Lineage: Eukaryota; Fungi; Ascomycota; Sordariomycetes; Hypocreales; Ophiocordycipitaceae
Product: Carboxypeptidase D
Exons: 4
Coding region: 649-2298 (549 amino acids)
Biological process (GO): proteolysis
Molecular function (GO): serine-type carboxypeptidase activity
Source: RefSeq, a predicted model, not a curated record
CAUCCCCAAAAGGUGAGACAUACACCGGUAGAAAAUGCCGUUGAGCUGCCCUGUUGCUCACAUCACACAUCCUGCUUGUAACCUUUGUCUCUCCCCCCAUCAUCAUCCGUCCCCCCUCAUCGCGGCGCCUUCUCGAAGCUCGACCUUAUCGCAGGGCCCCACGGCCGCUCAUGCCUUCUUUCAGAUAAACACCGAGCGUCCCGCCACUCAUUCGGCUACAGAAGUUCCUGGGCGUCACUUAAUCAAAAGGGACACCGCGUCCCGGACCAGCCCGCGGAUUGGCUAGCGGGCGAUUAGGAUCCAGCUUUGCGCUUCCCACUUGCCUUGUUGGUGCGUAAUCGCGGGGGAAAUCCACAGGGCGGGUCAGCACCUGCUAGAGUCGUAGUCCGGCUCCCGUACCCCUGCCGCCGCCGAGGCGAUCAAGGUUCCAAGGUUAGGUUACACGGUAACCCAGGUUCUGCGCGACUUGACGGUGACGGCGUUGGCCGCCGGUCUGAGGGAACAGACCCUGGUGGGCGCAGACGCGAGGAGAUAGUACAAGAAGAGGCCGGAGCCCUUUUCUCUUCCAAAGGAGCCUCGUCAUCUCCGGCUGUCGAGCUUCUUGCGCCUUGAGACGAGACGAAAAACGAAACGAAACGAAACGCCAAGAUGCGCUGGGAGUUUCUCGCGUCGGCCCUAGUCGCGGCCACCGCCAUCGAUGCGGCGCCGGAUCGCUACCGCCGGGGCCCGGUCCAGCCUCCCCUUGCCCACCGCGGCGUCCCAUUCGACAAGUGGACGCGUGACGGGCCCGUUGCCAAGCAGUUUGCCAGUUCCAAUACGACGAAGUACGCCAUCAACGGGACGGGAAUCCCGGACGUGGAUUUUGACAUUGGCGAGGCGUACGCCGGGCAAAUGUCCAUCUCGGACGACCCGAACGGACCUGACAAGUUUUACUUUUGGUUCCAGCCGUCGCCGAACCCGGCGGCCAAGAAGGAGAUUGUCAUUUGGCUCAAUGGUGGGCCCGGCUGCUCAUCCCUUGAAGGCUUCUUGCAGGAAAACGGCCCCUUCCUGUGGCAGUAUGGCACCUACAAGCCCGUGCCCAACCCAUGGGGAUGGCACCAUCUCACCAACAUGCUCUGGGUCGAGCAGCCCAUCAACACGGGCUUCUCGACGGGCAACGUGACGGCCAAGGACGAACAAGACGUCGCCAAGCAAUUUAUGGGUUUCUUCAAGAACUUCAUCGACACGUUCUCCAUGCAGGGGUACAAGGUGUACAUCACCGGUGAAUCCUACGCUGGCAUGUACUGCCCGUACAUUGCGAGCGCCAUGCUGGAUGCCAAGGACGACACCUACUUCAACAUGAAGGGCAUGAUCAUCUACGACCCGUCCAUUGGCCCCGACCGUCUCAGCGACAUCAACGUCGUUCCCUUUGUGGACUACCACCAGAACCUGUUCCCGUUCAACGAAUCCUUCACACGAAAAAUUCACGACAUCGAUCGGAGGUGCGGCUACGCCGAUCUCCGCUCCAAGUUCUUCAAGUACCCACCGCCGGGCCACCUACCUGACCCUUUGCCCGGCACCGACCCCAAGACGGGCAAGGACAAGCAGGGCUGCGAGGUCGGCAGUCUCAUGGGCUCCAUCCAGGUGGCCGUCACGGACAUCAACCCCUGCUUCGACACGUACCAGGUCGCCACCACGUGUCCGCUGCUGUGGGACGUGCUCGGCUUCCCUGGCAGCUUCGACUACCUCCCCAAGGGCGCGUCCAUUUACUUUGAUCGCGCGGAUGUCAAGAAGGCCAUCAACGCCCCCGUCGACCGCAAGUGGGCCGAGUGCGGCGGCCCUGUCUUCGUCAAGGGCGGCGACCAGUCCCCUCCAUCGUCCAACACGGUCUUGGGCGGCGUCAUCGACCGCACCAAGAACGUCAUCAUCGGCCACGGCGCGCUCGACUUUAUCCUCCUCGCCAACGGCACGCUCAUGUCCAUCCAGAACAUGACCUGGGGCAGACAGCUAGGCUUCCAGAGGAAACCCGUUGAUGCCUUCUACGUUCCCUACCAUACACGCGGCGAGGACGCGACCAUCGCCGCGGCGGGCGUUUUUGGUACGACGCACACCGAGCGCGGCCUGACAUACGUCGGCGUCGCCCUCAGUGGUCACAUGAUUCCACAGUAUGCGCCAAGCGCCGCGUUCCGCCACGUUGAGGUGAUGCUCGGGCGUGUCAAGUCGCUGAGCAGCAAGGAGCCCUUCACCACCGACGCCAAGUUUCCGCAGCCAGAUGGCCCGCUAGGCAAGGGCACCGCACCGCCGGGAUAUAACGACUAG